This is a messenger RNA of Tympanuchus pallidicinctus (lesser prairie-chicken), 7201 nucleotides long. RefSeq names its product serine/threonine kinase 35 (gene STK35). The transcript has 2 exons. The coding region runs from base 1 to 1161 and encodes 386 amino acids. Gene Ontology annotation, cellular component: cytoplasm; autophagosome. The record is from RefSeq and is a predicted model, not a curated record. NCBI's taxonomy places the organism in Eukaryota, Metazoa, Chordata, Aves, Galliformes, Phasianidae. Gene Ontology annotation, molecular function: protein serine/threonine kinase activity; ATP binding. Gene Ontology annotation, biological process: protein autophosphorylation; autophagosome organization; peptidyl-serine phosphorylation.
AUGGAAACGGCGGACGGCGGCCGCCGAGGGACACAAAGGGCGGCGCGGCGGCGGCGGGCUGCGCGGCGCGGCCCCAUGGCGGCGGCGGUAGCGGAGGAGGAGGAGGAGGCUGCGGCGGUGGGCCCGGCGCCGGGCGGUAGCUGCGCGGGGGCCCCUCGGUACCGCCUGCUGGCCGAGAUCGGCCGCGGGGCGUACGGCGUGGUGUACGAGGCGGUGUCGAGCCGCAGCGGAGCUCGGUUGGCGGUGAAGAGGAUCCGUUGCGACGCCCCCGAGAACGUGGAGCUGGCGCUGGCCGAGUUCUGGGCGCUGACCAGCCUGAGGCGGCAGCACCCCAACGUGGUGCGCUUCGAGGAGUGCGUGCUGCAGCGGCACGGCCUGGGGCAGCGCAUGAGCCACGGCAACAAGCGCAGCCAGCUCUACCUGCGGCUGGUGGAGACCUCCCUGAAAGGUGAGAGGAUCCUGGGCUACGCGGAGGAGCCUUGCUACCUCUGGUUCGUCAUGGAGUUCUGUGAGGGGGGGGACCUCAACCAGUACGUGCUCUCACGACGACCCGACCCUGCGACCAACAGGAGCUUCAUGCUGCAGCUCACCAGUGCCAUCGCCUUCCUGCACAAGAACCACAUUGUCCAUCGGGACCUGAAGCCAGACAACAUCCUGAUCACAGAGAAGUCCGGCACCCCUGUUCUCAAGGUGGCUGACUUUGGGCUCAGCAAGGUCUGUGCUGGUCUGACAGCUCGAGGCAAGAAGGGUGGCCACGAGAACAGAAACGUGAAUGUGAACAAGUACUGGCUGUCUUCGGCUUGUGGCUCUGAUUUCUAUAUGGCCCCCGAGGUCUGGGAGGGGCACUACACCGCUAAGGCUGACAUCUUCGCCCUCGGUAUCAUCAUCUGGGCCAUGAUUGAGAGGCUCACCUUCAUCGAUGCUGAGACCAAGAGGGAGCUGCUGGGGACUUACAUCAAGCAGGGGACUGAGAUCGUGCCCGUCGGGGAAGCGCUGCUAGAAAACCCAAAGAUGGAGCUGCACAUCCCUCAGAAACGCAGGACUUCCAUGUCUGAGGGCAUCAAGCAGCUUCUGAAAGACAUGUUGGCUGCUAACCCGCAAGAUCGACCUGAUGCCUUUGAGCUUGAAACCAGAAUGGACCAGGUUACAUGUGCUGCUUAAAUUCAGGGCAGGGCACUGCUGUGCUCUGCAGCUGGGUAAGUGAUCGGUAGUUUUUAUAUUAUUCUGUCUGCUGUCCGGCCUGUUAAUGCACUUUGUAGUGACACAAUGGAGUCCUUUAUGUUCCCAGAGCUAUUUCUAUAGUGACUCAUCAGAGCUCUGUUUCUGAGUGGUGUUCUUUUCCCCACCUAUUCUGUUGCAGCAGUACAGUAGAGGUGAGAAGCAAUGAGCAGCUGCGUGUCCUGGUGCUGCCCAAAGCCCAGGCACAGCUCCGCUCCUUGGGCCUGGGCUGGGGAAGCAUGUUGAACACCUGGCAUCAGCUUUGGGUGUGUUGGUCCCUUCCAGAGACAGGGAAGGAGCUGCCCCUUCUGUCUCCUCCAUGUGCUGUGAUUUCAGCAAAGCUAUGAGAGCUCUUAUCUCUCAAAUACGGUGCUCCUUCCCCACUGAUAUUAGGGUAGGGCAGCUCAGGUCUUGGCUGGCCUGCAGGGGAGGCACUGAGCUGAGUGGCAGGUGGGUUCUGGCACAGACCUGACUGUUUUCCUUGCUUUCACUUGCAAAGCAUGUGCAUCCAUCUCAUUUCAUUUCCUUGCUAAAGGCAGGACUUCAGUGCCAAGCACAGUUGCAUAAACCCAGUGGGAUGCUUUGGUGUUUAACAUCCGAGCUGAGAUCUGGGUCUGCUCAGGAAGGAAGCUUACAGAACAUCUGUGCUCAGAUGGAGCUUAGUUCAUGCAGAGUCCCUCCCUUUUCCCCCAGGCUCAGGUUCUAAAUAGUCCUGAACUUGGCUUCUGCUGCGUCCUGGUCCUUAGUGGGGGUCUGGAAGGACACCCAUGGAUGUGGGAUAGCUGGUUGUGUCACUCAGCAGUGACACCAAAGGAAUGAGCAGUUCUGCCUUUAUGGUAAAGCUGUCUGUAAACAAGAGCUGUUACUAUGGGAUUCUCCUGGCCAAACACUUCAAUGAAACUGGAAAAUGACAGAUUAUAGGGUGAGGCAGAUAUCUUUCCAGCCCUGGUCUUUCACAAGCUGCUUCAGAGCUGGAUGGUGCUGCUCCCUGAUUCUUACUACCAGAAACCAAACAGAUCCUUCUGGAUCAAAGUGAAGCACAGAUACAAGAGGGCAAAGAGAGCCAGAACUGCUGCUGUCGCUGGCAAACACCCAGCUGUCAGCUUUGUGGUCAAUGGCUGUGUGCCAUCCACUGCCAUUGCAGGGUGCAAUGGGGAAGGGAAGGCCACUUUGGCAGGAGGUGCUCCAAAUUCUCCUUGCUGCUCAUCUGAGUGUUCCCAAGCUCAUGAGGAAUGAUGUGCCAUCCGUGCAGAGUCUGCACACACAGCUUUGUGCUGUGCCACGUGGGUUCUGUGCUGCCUCCAGCAUCUCUUGGUGGUCCUCUGCCUGGGACUGCUGCGCUCCAGCAGCCAGUAUGGAAUGUGCUUUUAGGGGGUGGGCUGCUGGGGCUUAUCCAACUCCUGGCACCCUUACCUUCUGUAGGAAGUGCUUGACAUGUCCCCCAGAGAAACAGGAAUACAGAAAUGGGAAGCCCCUUUGGUAGGUGUGGUGUCAUCCCUCCUGGUUUGUCCAAAUUGGUCCGUGAACCACCUGCUUUCCUCUCCUAGCACAAAAUGCACUAAAUCCCUUGAAAUUUCCACUGCAACUAAUUGAUGUGAUGUGACAGAGUCUGCCAGGGGCUGGGGUUUGGUGCUGUCCUGGUGUGAACGUGGGGUGGGGAUUAGAGCAGGGCCAUGACCUGUAGCAAUGCGAGUGCUUCAGGCGUGAAGAAGUCCUGGGUGCAGAGCAGGGCACCCCACCUUGCACCCUGGGGCAAGGGAUGAGGCUUUUAGCAGGGCAGGGAUGUGCCUGCUCAGAGCUGGGGCUGUGCAGGGAGGGUCAGGCUUUGCUGCUGCCAUCUGCGAUCGCUCGCCCGCUGACACGAUGCUGCUGGGUUAUGCAACCAGCCUGUGCCCUCCGGGGAAAAUUCAUCCUGUGCAUAUCUGCAGAAUAGCACACGCAGGGAUAACAAACACGGAGGGGACAGUCCUACCCUGGGGCUGUUUGCAUAAAACCCAGCUGCCUUCUCAGCCCCCCCCCUCUCCAUCCGUCCGCCAUGAGCUGCCACUGAUUGUCUGGGGGUGACGCAGCUGCAGUGGAGAUGCUGUGCUUACAUAAGGCAGCGUGGCCCAGAUAGGAGCCUGGCACUGGCUGUAUGCUCCCUGCAAACCCACAGCCGUGCACUGUGCAGCAGGAGCAUUCCUCCUGUGUGCUUUUGUAGGGCAGUGGAAUUGUCUGGGUGCUUUUCCUAUAGGGCUUCUGAAUGCAUCGUGUGUGCGUAUGUUCAAACCAGCCUACCUCUGUGGGGCUUUCAUUUAAUGCAAAGCUGAAAUCGGAAGCUUGAGAAGCUUAAAAUGGGAUUUAGGGCAGGGCCUGAAUUCUGCUCUCAGGUAAUUUAAGUUGACCGGGAAACUGAAGUAAUCUCUCCCUGCUUGCUUUGGGCAUUGCGUGCAGUGCAGGGCUGGGCAGCGAGGUCCCCUUUCCAACAGCCCCAGCCCCUGUGCAGACCUGGCCCACAUUGUGACCUGGAAAACUGUAACCCUGAUCUCGGAAAUCAGAUUUUCCUCCAUCCUUCAUCUCUUCUGAUCACGCUUUGCAUCCCAGCAGCUCUGCCUUCAGUCCUGCUGCGGAUGCUGCGCAGACCUGCUGCUCACUGUGCCUCUUAUUCUGUUAUCUUGCAAAACAGAAGGAUUUGGUGUCAGCUCCCAGCCAGCACAGUGCUUCUGGCCUUGCUUUCAGCUGAGCCUGGGUUAGAUGAGCUUAUCACUGCCUGUCCCCCAAGGCAGCAGCGUGUCCUGCAGAGGUGGGUGGCAUUCCCUGGGGAUAACAUCAUCUUUUCUGAGCAUUGCUUCCUCAUCUCCUGAAGUACUGGUUUAUCCAAACCUGAGUUUGCUGUUCCCACAGAUGUGCCUUUUUGGGCAAAGGGUCGAAAGCCUUUCUUAUACAUCAGUGGUUGGGUUGUGCUGAGUACCUGCUGAUAGUCUCCUGAUUGCCAUGUGACAGCCCAGCCCCAACUGCAGCAAAAGCAGUAUUUCACCCUUCCUUACUGAUACAGCAAGGCUCUGUAAACUGAAAAGCAGCUGGAUCUGGAGUUGUUUUGCUGUGCCUUGCUCCCCAGGGACCUCCAUUCACCCAUCAGCAGUUGGAGCUCACGCACAGGUGCAAGUCCCCUCCUUGCUGGGUUGGUUUCUUGCAGCUCUGCCCUCAUCUCCUAUUCUCCUUGUGGGUCCCCUUGUGGGUAUCACUGUCUAUGCCCAUCAUUCUCAUAGCUGCCUUCCCAGGCAGUGUUUGUGCAGGAUGCACUGGGCACUCAUUAGCCAAGCUCAUAGAUCCUUAGAUGCAUAGAAUGUCCUGAAUUGGAAAAGACUCAUGAAGAUCAUGCAACACCUGGCUCCACACAGCACACCCAGGAAGUCGUUGAGGUGUGUGGUGCAAUGGGAGUCUGUGUGCUGCUCACUAAUCUUGUCACAGAAAGAAAGGGAUCACGAAGGGCAGCAUCGCCCACCACAAUUUAACACGUAAGAAAAUGUGUACUUUUAAUUUCUGCAAGGUGUCAAACUGCAGUGGUUUUGUUCAGUGUGGAAGGCAGCUUGUUCUGUAAGUCAUACUCUGUAGCAAAACAGGAUUUUUGGGAUAGCAGGCAGGAAUGUGAAUGCAGAGUGAUUCGGGCUGAGCAGAGGUGCUGCCCUCAGCUUUGCCCCGUGUUCUGACACUUUCUGGUGGCAGCUGAAAGUAACUGCUGGCAUUUGCCUUGUUCUGUUUGCAUCUGCAAAAUCAUAGAAUCAGUGCAGCGGGGCUGAUACUGAGCAAGCUCAGCUGUGCAGUGGCACCUCUCUCUGAUGAGCACAUCUGCACAGACACCUGAGUGCUGUCAGUAAGCAGCUGACCUGUAGGAAUCCACCUCUGAAGGGCAGGGAUCAGUGCUCAUCAGAAACGGCUCUGGCUGUGAGCUGCCAGCGAGAAGGCUGCUGUGUUUGGGUACGUUGUGUCUGUUAGGGCAUCAGUAAAAGUGCCCUGAUGCUGCGGGAAGGGACCUCAUCAGCGUGUCAGGGAAAUGUUGGGCAUGGUUUGUCAGUCCUGGCAUGGACAGAGCAAGCUGUGGGAUGACAACAGCAUGGUUAGUUCCUCUUGGCUGUGGCAGCAGCUGCAGCAUCUCUGGGCCACCCUGCAGGGCACCCUUCAGGCAGUGUCACAUCUAUCUGGAGAGGAGCAAAGCCCUGGGCAGGGCUGGGUGGCUGCACCUCUGGCAACGUGUGGCUUUGCUGCUGUGAGUCCCACAUCCCUUCAGGGAAGGCUCUGGGUUGGAUUGAAGGGAGCUGCCAAGGAGCCCUGCACGUGUGUUUGUGGAAGGAUGUGGGGGUACAGUGGGCUCUCAGCCCCCUCCCUCGCACCCUGCAUCCCCACGUAGGGCUGGAUGAUGUGAGCACAAGGAGCUGCCAGCUUAUGUCUUCAUGCCUUGGUGAGACCCUCUGCUACCCUGAGGACCACGUUCUCAUCUCCAUCUGCCGUAAGCUGCACGUUAGUGUCAUCCUCAUCAGUGCUGCGUGAGGGCUGUGGGCUGCUGGUUCAUGUUCUGCUGAUGCUGAGCGAACAUUCGAGCUGAUUAAAACUGGAAGUGGCGUCAGCAGGGGUAUUAAAAGCUCUUGAACAAGCCCAGAAACAGCAUGCGUCAAUGCAGCGAGCUUGGAAGCAGUCAGACCAGGAUCUUCCUUGAACUGCUCCUGCUCCGGGGAGGCGUGAAUAGCAGCAGCACAGCCCUACUUGCUGAUGGAGCUGCACCACAGGAGGAAUCUUACGGACAAUUCUUCACUCUGUUGCUCCUGCCCUGGUGUCCCAGUGCCUCCCACAAGAUACAGAACAGCUUCUCUCUGAUCCCAGCUGAGUGCAGGCAGCCCUGGCCUCUUCCUUUAAAAGUAGAUUCUGCAGGCGUGGAUUUCUUUAAUGAGAUUUCCUGGGACUAAGGGAUUUGAAUCAUUUGCUGGGUAGUGGUUAUGGCACAGUUUGUCUGUGGAGCUGGGGGGACAUGGCUGUGCUCCCAGCACCAUGAAGGGAAAACCAAAUUCCCCAUUUUCUCCAUGUUAUGUUUCUCAGAGCUGAAGUUUGGGGGAAGAUUCAACUGCUGUUAGUUGUGGGGAAAACUAUGUCAUGAAGCAGCAUGCUGCCCUAGGUUUGAAGGUUUGUGCAUUGUUUAACCAGGAGAAAAAAGCUUCUGUGCAAAGCUGAGCUCUGCCUUCCCUGAGUGCGGUGCAGGGUUGCCCCUCCUGCCCCAAAAUCCAGGCUCUGAGCAUCCUCAGGGGCUGCACAGAGUGUAGCACUGCUCUUGGCUGCAUCCAAGUGGAUUUUAGCAGCCUCUUGCAGAGCACUCAAGAGCCUGAGCUGCUGCUGACGCACAGUACGAGAGGUUCAGUGUGACCCCAAAGUCCUGGUGUGUUCUGUGCUCAGUCACAUACAGGUCCUCAAGGACAGUGCCAUCACAGGCAGUGCUGAGGCUUUACCUUGCAGCCCAUUCCUUCAGUUAAAAUUUGCUUAAAAAAUCAUACAAUACUCUGAGUUGGAAGGGAGCCACAGGGGUGGUAGAAUGGUUUGAGUUGGAAUUGACCCUUAAAGGCCAUCUGCCCCAACCCCAGGCAGUGCACAGGGGCACCCACACAGCUCCAUCAGUGCUCACAGCCCCCAGCCUGACCUGAGUGCCUGCAGGGAUGGGGCACCCACCUCACCUCUGGGCAGCCUGUGCUACUGCUUCACUGCCCUUAUCGUAAAGAGCAACUUCUUAAUAGUGAACCUAAAUAUCCCUACUGCAUGUGCAGAGUUCCCCAAUUCCCAGUUCAGUGAUUGAUUGCAUCUUCCUCCAGUGCACAGCAUCUCCUAACUGAAGAAGUAACGUCCUACAGGCAGUAUAAUGAAGUUAAUUAAUUAAAGGAGGCUAAGGGGAGGAAAGUCUCACUGCAGUAACUGGGACAAAACCAUGCACAUAUCUGAUCUCUGUUUCUCCUUUCUUGUUUUU